Molecule: messenger RNA, 6489 nt
Organism: Durusdinium trenchii
Lineage: Eukaryota; Dinophyceae; Suessiales; Symbiodiniaceae
Source: the annotation of a GenBank genome assembly
AUGACAGAACACGACGACACAUCCUUGCCUUCCAGCACAGGUGCAGCAAGUCGAAGGCAUUUGAACAACGAAAUCACUGAGCAACGUGUGGAUGCAGUGCUCGACGCGUUUCAUGAGCUCAUGGUGCAGAAUGUGCCGAACCUGCCGCCAGGCACAGCCGCUGCCUGGCGCAAGUUGUUGAGCUACACCGGGUCCUGCUACAGGUAUGUGGGUGACACCUAUGGGGAGCGCCUCCGAGUGAUCAAGGCCAGACGGAAGGAAGCCUUUCGAACGGGUCAUCCAUGGAUCAGCUGGGAGCUGAUCCAGGAAGAUUGGGCUGCCGUUCAGAAGUCUGCUACGGACGACCGGAACAAGGACGAGACCAAGACUAACGCGGGCGACAACGCCAACGCGGGUGGUGGAGAGAAUGCAAAUGCAGACGAGGCGAAAGAAGAUGACACGGCUGACGCUGGGGCCGAGACCUUCAGCUUUGGGCGGAUGUGCGCUUUCAGCAAUGAGGUCAUGGGACAGAAGACUGAAGGGUGGAUGUUGGAGCUCCUUCAGGUCUUUCAUAUCUUGGUCGAUAUGAUCUCCAGCCCUGUGCAUUUGCAAGAGGAGUGCGACUUAUUGGCGAUCAACUUGAUUACCAAGUCCAACUCGAUUGACUUUGAGAAGUUCAAGCCGGUGAUGUUGGCAGCCUUGCGAUCCUUGCUUCCGAAGCAAUGGAGCACCUUGCAUGAGACAUCCUGGGAGUGGUUGUGGACAACUGUGGCACGGAACUUGAACGAGUCGACCAUGAAGGUGCGUGCCUUCAAACCGUACAACAUCCGGAUGUUCUCCUCAUUGCAAGAAGAGCAGCUGGACCGCUUCCGCAAGGACAUCUUCACCGAAUUCUUCGCGCGAAGCCAGGCAAGUCAAGACCUUUUCAAGCAGUCACAGACCAGGCUGCGCUACAUUGCUGAUCGGGUGCUGCAGUCCUCCUCGGACAUGUUUCAAAAGAACAAGGAUGAAACAUUGGAUGAUCUCUCAGCCCUUGGUUUGCGUCAUGUUGGCUAUGGCAUUCCCAUCGAGCUCUUUGGGCCCUUUGUGGAGGUUUGCGUUCAGGUGAUGCAUCCGCUGAUCCAGGAGUUUCCCAAUGACGUGGAGAGUACCAAGCUUAUUUGGUGCCCAAAGGAUAGAGCGCAUCAGAUUCCAGAGAAUGAGAUGCCUGAGCACAUGAUGAUCGAAGGCUUUCGUUGGUCGAUCGGCUUGACUGCUCGUGUUCUGGUGCGGACCAUUAUGGAUGGGUCAACCGCCGUGAUGCAGGCGAUCCACUUUGACGAUUCCAAGCGUUUGCGCCGGGCAUUGGCGGACGCUCCUCGUGUGGAACGUUUCGUGUGGCAGCUGGCGGUGCAAGUUGGCAGUCAGUCGAUCUCCCCACUCUUUUGGGCCCUCAGGAGCGGGGCUCAUGACACUGCAAAGACGAUGAUUGAAGACGUGCUAACCAUUCGAGCUGACAGGGACAACUACUACUAUGGUGCGGAUGAGCUGUUCAAGUACCAGCCCAACAUCGCAGACAACGUUUUGCGCGAGGCGCCCUUCCUGGCGGAGACCUUGUUGGAUGGAUUGAUUUGGAGGUCGCACAAGAGCAAGGACAACUUGCGCCCGGUGAUCUACUAUUUGAAGCACCUGUUGCAAGACAUGGAUGAAACGAAGAUGCUCUCCCGGGCUUUGAUCAGCUACAUUCGAUUCGACCACCCUCAGACAAUCAUGCAUCCAAUCCUCGCUUUUUCAUUGGAUUUGCUUUGGGACAAACUGGCCUUGCGCUACUUCAUCAUGGACCGCGUCCUGACAAUCUUCAACUGCUUCAUGUUCAUCGUCGCCGAGUGCUUCCUGAACCAUCCGGACAUGCUGGUAGACCCUACGGCCAGUAAAAUCUUGGCGGCGGCUCGGUUCUUGGUCUACACCGUGGGCUUCUUACGCUUGCUCUACUGGCACAUCUCUCAAACCUUCAUCGCCUACAGGUCCAAGGCGUUGGUGAAAGGCUGCGGGCUGUGGUUGCCUCAGUACCUCACGCGUGGCGCAGCGAAAAUCAGCUUGCUGCUUUGCCUCACCAUGUUGGCCAUGAUGACCGUGGAGCCCAUGUUCCAUUGCAUGGGGUCCUCGGAGGAGGUCUUCUCUUUCCGUUGCGAUGGCUGGACGGACCAGAUGAGUUUGGCCUACGAAAUCUUGGUGACCUUUGGUGUCUUCCUGUAUGUGACUCUCAUCCUCGAGAUGGGUAGCAUCUCCAUCAAGCUUUCAGAGUAUGGAGUCCUUGUGACGCAUGCCAUUCAACAGGUGAUUUUGUGCUUGGGCGUGGUUUUCCUCAUCAUUUUUACCUUCGCUGUUGCCAUCUCCGGCAUGGAACGCGAGGUAGCUGCCGUGACUGGUGCCGAUUGGGCAGACUUGGGGUCCAGGAUGAGCACUCUGAUCCGUUUGGCCUUUGGAGCUAUGGACUUGGGCGCCAUUCAGGGCCUGGCCGAGCAGAGCCCUUUGUUGCUCAUCGUCGUCCUCCUGUUCAUGAUGAUGGUCUACAGCUUCUUUUUCAAUCUCUUGGUUUCGCAGUUCUGUGGCGUCUACACCUCCCUGGCUGCAGACAUCAAGGGACAUGCCAGGCUGGCUCGGGGCGAGAUCAUCAUCGAGACAUUUAAGGCGGUGAAGAUGACACGCUGGGCCAAGUUCAUGAACUCAUUGAACUUGGAUGAAAAAGUGGAUUUUGAAGAAGGUGACAUCGGUCUGGCCGGAGGCAUCAAGAACUUUGAACCAGCGCUUGCUCAUCCAGUGGCCAAGGACCAGAUUGUACGCUUUGGUGGCCAAACCGAUGGAUUCCUCCCAUGGCCGGAGAAGAUGGCUACAGAGGCGGACAACAUCGAGAGGACCAUCCAGAAGACGAUUCAGAAGUCGCUGCACAAGAUGCUGGGCAGCGGAAAGAAGGGUGGAGCCGGUUCUGUCAGCACUGGCUUGAACAGCGAUCAAGAUACGAAGCUCGGCGAAGAGUCGACCGAAGAGUCAACCGGGCGAUUUGAAGUCCAGCGUUUGGGAUUCCGGGAGGGUUUGAACGGCAUCUCCACGCGGAUUCGAGCAGAUGAUGGCGCCAGCCGCCAACAUGAGAUCAAGUCCCUGCGUGCGUUUGUGUCAAGUGCGGACCAGGAGCGAGAGAAGACCGAGAUGCGACCCUUGGAAGAGGCGGACGAGCUGGCCUCCGAGGCAUCCGAAGCAGCUGUGGAGGAUGAACGGCGCGACACCGACUUUGACAAUUUGGACGACGACGUCGGCUCCAAAGCUCCAUCCUCGGCGGGGCAAAACUCCAACUUCGGAGAAACCAUGAGGAACCUCACCUUGUCUUCCACCGAGGUGAACGUUCUCCGGCAGAGCUUUGACAUGCUCUUGGGCGCCAUGGGCCAUGACCGAGAGGCUGUGGGAGAUGCCAUCUACGGCACGAAGAUUCAAGCCUUGGUGGCCAUCAAGGACAGCUUCACAACUCCGCGAGCCGUGGUGUCCUUGCGCUUUUUCAAUUGCUUCCGGUUGUUGCUGGAGAAGGCUGACAAUGAAAAUGAGCUGAAGAUCUAUGUGGAAACCUUGGCCUUCAAGCACUUGGGGAACGAGAUCCUGGAGCGUCGUGUGGAAGCGUUCACUGAAGCAUUCAUCGAACUGCUUACGGUCAAUGUGCCCAACCUCCCUCCGGGCACUGCUGCCGCGUGGCGACAAAUGUUGAGUUACUGCGGCUCGUGCUACAAGUUCGUGGGCGACACCUAUGGCGAGCGCUUGCGAGUGAUCAAGGAAGAUUGGGCUGCAGUGCAGAAGUCUGCCUCAGAGGAUCAUGGUGAGGAUGAGGAAGCGGAGGAAGGUGGUGAAGAGGGUGAGAAGGGCGAGAAGGUGGAGAAGGGUGCUGAGACCUUCAGUUUCGGACGCAUGUGCGCCUUCAGCAACGAGGUGAUGGGACAGAAGACUGAAGGCUGGAUGGAAGAGCUCCUGUCGGUCUUCCAUAUUCUGGUGGAAAUGAUUUCCAGCCCCGUGCAUUUGCAAGAGGAGUGUGACUUGCUGGCCAUCAACUUGAUCGUGCGAUCUCAGAGCAUCGACUUUGAGAAGUUUAAGCCGGUGAUGUUGGCCGCGCUCCGCUCAUUGCUCCCGAAGCAGUGGAGCACCUUGCACGAGACCGCCUGGGAGUGGCUGUGGAUGACGGUAUCUCGGAACUUGAGGGAGUCCACCAUGAAGGUUCGUGCCUUCAAGCCCUACAACGUGAAGCUCUUCUCCGCCCUGUCCGAAGAGCAACUGGACCGCUUCCGCAAAGACAUUUUCACGCAUUUCUUCGUCCGAGCUCCAGCCAGUCAAGACCUGUUUAAGCAGUCUCAAACAAGGCUUCGCUACAUUGCAGAUCGAGUGCUGCAGUCUUCCGCUGAUAUGUUUCAAAAGAACAAAGAUGAAACCCUUGAUGAUUUGUCUGCAUUGGGCUUGCGGCAUGUAGGUUACGGCAUUCCCAUCGAGCUCUUUGGCCCCUUUGCCGAGACGUGCGUAGAUGUGAUGCAGCCUUUGAUCCAGGAGUUCCCCAACGACAACAAAAGCGAGAAGCUCAUGUGGUGCCCCAAAGACAAAGCGCAUCAGAUACCAGAGAGGGAAGUGCCAGAGCACAUGAUGGUCGAGGGCUUCCGCUGGUCCAUAGGCUUAACGGCCAGAGUCCUGGUGCGAACCAUCAUGGAUGGCUCCACUGCAGUGAUGCAGGCCAUCCACUUUGAUGAUUCCAAGCGAUUGCGACGGGCUUUGGUGGAUGCUCCACGUGUGGAGCGGUCAGUAUGGCAGCUGGCUGUUCAAGUUGGUAGCCAAUCAAUUUCGCCUCUCUUUUGGGCGCUGAGGAGCGGUGCUCACGAUGCCGCGAAGACCAUGAUUCAAGAUAUCCUCACGAUUCGGGCUGACCGCGACAACUACUACUACGGCGCAGACGAGAUGUUCAAGUACCAACCCAACAUCGCGGACAACAUCCUGAGGGAAGCCCCUUUCUUGGCGGAAUCCCUGCUGGAUGGCCUCAUUUGGAGAUCGCACAAGAGCCAGGACAAUCUGCGGCCCGUGAUCUACUACUUGAAGCACUUGCUGCAAGACAUGGAUGAGUCAAAGAUGCUCUCGCGGGCCUUGAUUAGCUACAUCCGCUUCAACCACCCUCAGACCAUCAUGCAUCCGAUUUUGGCCUUCUCCUUGGACUUGCUGUGGGAGAAACUCGCCCUGCGGUACUUCCUCAUGGAUCGGAUUUUGACGAUCGUCAACUGCAUCAUCUUCGUCAUCGCGGAAUGUUACAUGAAUCAGCCCGCCUUCCUGGAUGAUCCUUCGUCUCGGAGUAUGGUUGUGGUGGGCCGAAUCUUGGUCUACACCUUGGGUUUCCUUCGGUUGCUCUACUGGCACAUCUGCCAAAUCUUCCUCGCCUACAGAUUUGGCGCCGUGGUGAAGAUUCAACGUUUGAACUUCCCUGCCUACCUCAUGCGGGGCUCGGACAUUUUGAGUUUCCUCUUGAUGAUGGACCUGCUUGCCAUGAACACGGUGGAGCCAAUUAUGCACUGUAUCGCCGCUCAGGAGGGCCACAUUCUGCGUUGCCCCGCCUGGACCGACGAAAUGAGUCUCUUGUAUGAGAUUUUUGUGAUCAUUGCCGUCUUCCUGUAUGUGAUCUUGAUCGUUGAGGUCGGAAGCGUCUCAAUCAAACUCUCAGAGUAUCGAGUCCUUUGCUUACAUGCCAUCGAGCAGGUACUCCUGUGUUUCGGCGUGGUCCUUCUCACCAUUCUGACCUUUGCCUUUGCUAUCUCCGGGAUGACCCGCGAGAUGAUGCACCUGACCAGCUUGACGGAAUGGGCGGAUGUCGGAACCAUCAUCAGCACAUUGAUUCGCCUGUCCUUCGGAGCAAUGGACAUCGGAUCGAUUCAGCACGUGGCAGAAGACAGUCCCCUGCUGAUCGUGGUCAUCAUCCUUUUCAUGAUGAUGGUCUACACCUUCUUUUUCAAUCUCCUGGUCUCGCAGUUCUGUGGAGUCUACACCUCGCUGGCUGCCGACAUCAAAGGACAUGCGAGGCUGGCAAGGGGUGAGAUCAUCAUUGAAACAUUUAAGGCGGUCAAGCUCACACGCUGGCAGAAAUUCAUGAACGCCCUCCAUUUGGAUCAGAAGGUGGACUUUGAACAGGGCGACAUCGGCCUGGCUGGAGGCAUCAAGACCUUUGAGCCAGCUUUGGCACACCCCGUUGCAAAGGACCAGAUCAUCCGCUUUGGUGGACGAACGGAAUCGCAUUUACCCUGGCCAGAGAAGAUUGAGGGCACCGUUGACACGAUUGAGAGGACCAUUCAGAAAACGAUUCAGAAGACGCUGCACAAGUAUUUGGGCAGUGGCAAGAAGGGCGGCAACGGUGGCAUGAGCACCUUCAGCACCAACACCGGGGCCAGUGAGACGGAUGCGAGCAGCCAUCAAGGUGGUGAAAAGGCGAGCGUCCACAGCAGUGAUCAUGAUCAUCACAGCGAGUGA